Molecule: messenger RNA, 1572 nt
Organism: Talaromyces amestolkiae
Lineage: Eukaryota; Fungi; Ascomycota; Eurotiomycetes; Eurotiales; Trichocomaceae
Exons: 4
Coding region: 1-1572 (523 amino acids)
Biological process (GO): intracellular signal transduction
Source: RefSeq, a predicted model, not a curated record
AUGUCGGAUGCAACCAGGAAGUCCGGGUCGCGGAUGUUGCGAACAACAGAUGAAGAUAGGCCAUUUACCAGAGAUUUCAAAGAUCUCUUCUCAACUCUCAUGGUUAGCCUUGAACUCGGUUCACGUCGAGUGCGAUUUACUAAGAUCGACUUUACCUUCACCGUGGAAGAAGCCUUAAACAACCUUAGCUCUCUUCGAUUCACUCAAUCCGCUCGCAUGCCUGAUCCCAAUGACGCCUCUCGCAUUAUCACUACGACUUCGACGACCACAUUCACAAUGGCAAAGGAAAUGGCACGCUCCAUAUUCCAGAACUUUAUACAAGCGCGAUUCUUGGAACCUCUAAACGCCACAUUUUCGAGUCUCAGUAAAGGCACAGUAUGUACAAUGACGGCCAAGGGAAUUGCAGUGCUGCACCGAUUUUGUAACCGGAACGGUAUCACUGCGCCGCAUGUAAUGAGAGUGUUACAGUCACCACGUAACAAGAUGACUCUUCUUAUUCUUGAACGCGAUCUUACAACGGACAAACUGGUGGUUGAUCGAGCGACCAUUGAAGUAAUAUUCCGUCGUUUUGCCGGUGUUCAGGCGCCCGGUGCGAUCAAUGGCUCACCAGCCUGGGAAGAUCGUACCGAUUACCCGAAUGGUCUUGUCGGCGUUGAGGGAAUGCAAGACAUUCGGGUAAACGGAUCAAAGUAUAAGUAUGCCUUCACCGGCAAGUCCGCUAUUAAUUGGCUCAUGGACUGUUGUACCACUAUUGACGAACGCGAGACGUACCGGGUCUGCGAGCAGUUCAUUGAGCACGGUCUAGUCAUUGGCGUCGUUGAGGACAAGUCUUAUAUUGAAGAAAACGGCCAGGCUGCUCUCAACUUUCAACCUACACGACAAGCCAUAUAUUCCCUCACGCCACGGGCUCUGAAAGUGUGCGGCUGGGCCGUAUCUGAUAGGCUAUCAGAUGAAAGCAUAAAUAGGAAGAGAGAAAGCAGGGCUGCCAAUAACUCUCCAGCUUCAUCCAAUCCGGCGAUACCGUCUGGUGCAACUGGUGAUGUCUCCAAUAAAUCGCGGUUGCAGUAUAUACUCAACGACCCUUCACUUCGUCUCCUGUUCCGCGAGUAUCUCGCUGCAUCAUUCUGUGAGGAGAAUUUAGCAUUCUAUCAGGAUGUGACGGAAUAUCUUGACAACUACAACAAAUCCAAGAUGUCGGAUGAGCUGAAGGAUUAUCACAAGCUGCAAGAUUAUAUUGCUGGCGUAUUUGGAUUAUACAACUCUUUCCUCGCGCCCGGAUCGCCGUGCGAGUUAAACAUUGAUCACGCUUUGCGAAAUCGUAUAUCCUCAGAAAUGACUGGACUGAGCGGAGAUGAGCAAAGAAUUGCCCGCAAUCUAGAUGAAGUCGUCAGUCUCUGUCAGCUUGCUCAGGUGACCAUUUUCAAGCUUAUGGCUAGUGACUCCGUUCCCAAGUUCUGCCGUCAGCCUAGGUACGCGGUCAUUCUGCAGGAACAUGAUUUUGAAACUAUUUCUGGAAAUGGCAGUCGUCCUGCUUCUCCAGUUAGUGCGCCGAUGAGGUCAGCAGAGCGAUAA